This is a messenger RNA of Lucilia cuprina (Australian sheep blowfly), 3309 nucleotides long. It is a transcript of the gene Hsc70Cb, whose product is annotated as heat shock 70 kDa protein 4. The record is from RefSeq and is a predicted model, not a curated record. Lineage: Eukaryota; Metazoa; Arthropoda; Insecta; Diptera; Calliphoridae. Gene Ontology annotation, molecular function: ATP binding; ATP-dependent protein folding chaperone. Gene Ontology annotation, biological process: protein folding. The transcript is spliced from 7 exons. Gene Ontology annotation, cellular component: nucleus; cytosol. Bases 273 to 2783 code for a protein of 836 amino acids.
UCUUCUUCUUUUUGGUGAAUGAGCAAACAAAGCAAAUGUCAAAAAUUUCUAGAAAAUUCAUAAGAAAAGAAAAACGGCACAGUUGAAAAAGAAACGCGUUCAAGAAAACAACUCGAAAGAAAUUUCCGCUUUUUAAUUAAAAAAGUAAAGAAUUUCUGGAAGUUUGUGAUUUUGGUCAUAAGAAGUAGAGAAGAAACAAGCCUAAAUUAUAGCAAGAAAACCCAAUUAAAAGUUUUGCAUUACAUAUAAUCGGGGAGAAAAAAAGCAGAAAAAUGUCUGUGAUUGGUAUUGAUUUUGGAAGUGAGUCUUGCUACAUUGCCGCCGCUAAGGCUGGUGGUAUCGAGACAUUGGCUAAUGAUUACAGCUUAAGAGCAACUCCAUCAUGUGUAGCUUUCGAUGGCAAGAAACGUAUUAUUGGUGUGGCCGCCAAAAAUCAACAAGUCACAAAUUUGAAAAACACAGUUAGUGGCUUCAAACGUUUAUUGGGGCGUAAAUUCAAUGAUCCCCAUGUUCAACGUGAACUCAGCAGCAUUCCAACAAAAGUCGAGGCUUUACCAGAUGGCAGCAUCGGCUUCCGUGUAAAUUAUUUGGACCAGGAACAAUGUUUCACACCUGAACAGUUGACCGCCAUGUUGUUCACCAAAUUAAAAGAGACAUCUACUCAUGCUUUAGGCGCCCAGGUAAAUGAUUGUGUUAUAACUUGUCCCGUGUAUUUCACAAAUGCUGAGCGUAGGGCUUUGCUGGAUGCUGCCCAAAUUGCCGGUCUAAAUGUCUUGCGUCUUAUGAAUGAGACCACAGCUACGGCUUUGUCGUACGGUUUCUACAAGCAGGACUUGCCCGAAGAUAAGCCCCGUAAUGUCGUAUUUGUGGACUGUGGUCAUUCAUCACUGCAGGUCAGUGCGUGCGCCUUUACGAAGGGCAAACUUAAGAUGCUGGCUAGCAGUUGGGAUCAGGUCGGAGGCCGGGACAUAGAUUUUGCCCUAGCUGAACACUUUGCUAAGGAAUUCAACGACCGUUACAAGAUUAAUGCUAAAACAAAUGCUCGUUCUUGGCUGCGUCUUAUCACCGAAAUUGAAAAGUUGAAGAAGCAAAUGUCUGCCAACAGUACUAAACUGCCCCUCAGCAUUGAGUGUUUCAUGGAUGAUAUUGACGUAUCAUCUAGCAUGCAACGUUCUCAAAUGGAAGAGUUGUGUGCUCCAGUUUUCCAACGGGUCGAAGCCACAUUUAAAAAAUUGUUGGCUGAGUCAAAACUUAGCCUGGAGGACAUUCACUCGGUGGAAGUUGUGGGCGGUAGCACUCGCAUUCCUGCUAUUAAGCAUUUAAUCGAACAGGUCUUCGGAAAGACGGCCAGCACAACAUUGAACCAAGACGAGUCAGUUUCUCGUGGCGGUGCCUUGCAGUGCGCCAUAAUGUCGCCCGCUGUACGUGUACGCGAGUUUGGUGUUACUGACAUUCAGAAUUAUGCCGUUAAAGUUACUUGGGAUGGGGAAGGUUCUCUUCCCGGAGGUGGUAUCGAGGUGUUCCCCGUAUUUCACGCUGCUCCCUUCAGUCGUCUGUUAACGCUGAACCGCAAAGAGCCUUUCACUAUGACCGUGCAGUAUGCCCAAGCCGUUCCUUAUCCAGAUCCCACAAUUGGUCGCUGGACCAUAAAGGAUGUCAAGCCCAACGAGAAGGGAGAAUAUUCCGAGGUCAAGGUGAAAGUCAGAAUUAAUCACCACGGUAUUGUCUUGAUUUCAAGUGCCUCAUUGGUCGACAAGAAGGAGUUGGAGGAACCAGCCACACCUCAACCAGAACAACAAUCAAAUGCUGAACAACCUGCUGCCGGUGAAGGCCAACCACCAAAUGCUGGCGAACCAAUGGAUGUCUCUCAAGAGGCUUUUUAUGAUAAUGAGGAUGAUAAUAAUACAACAGCCUCAUCGCCUGGACAAGGACAAGGGUGGGCUCAGCGGGUCAAGGGCUGGUUUACUGCGGGCGCCGAUAAGAAAAAGAAAUCAUCGAAAUUAAUCGAAUUACCCAUGGAUUUCCACACACAUGGACAUUCGCCAAAUGAUUUGAGCAAUUUGAUUCAACAGGAGGCUAAGAUGGUAUCCAAUGAUGCCAAGGAAACCGAGCGCAUUGAUGCUAAAAAUGCUUUGGAAGAAUUUGUUUAUGAAAUGCGUAACAAAUUACAGGGCGGUCCUCUGGAACGUUUUGUGGUAGAAAGUGAGCGUGAUGCCAUCUGCUCACAGCUUAACGAACUGGAGAAUUGGUUGUAUGAGGAUGGAGAGGAUUGUGAUCGUGAUACUUAUGUUAAUAAACUCAAAGCCUUGCACAACCAAACAAAUCCCAUCAAAGAAAGAGCCAACGACUUCGAACUAUGUCCAGGAGUGUUUGAGGAACUAAAACACGCCAUCAAUAAUGCUCGCGCUGCCGUCAAUGAAUUUAAGAAGGGAUCUCCCAAAUACGACCAUUUAACUGAAACCGAAUUCAUUAAUGUAGCCGAACAUGCAGAAAAAGCCCAAAAAUGGCUUGACGCUAACAUGGCCAAGUUUGCACAGGCACCAAGGACCGCUGAUAGCCCUGUAAAGGUUGCCGAUAUCCGUCACGAAGUACAGACUGUCAACACCUGUGUCAAUUCGGUGAUCAAUCGUCCUAAGCCAAAACCAGCAUCGAAACCAGCACCAGCCAAAGAAAACACUGGCGGCGCUGAACAACAAAACGGUGAAAAUGCAAACAAAUCAGAUGCUGAUAAAUCAGCGCACACAAAUAGUGUACCAGAUGAUUCAACGAUGGACGUAGAAUAGGGAGGCCGAAGCCGAUUACAAGGAUAACUAGCUAGCAGUAUAGAUGUAUAGAAUUUGUAAGACAAGCACACAGCAUACAGUUGUUUGAGCGAAAUUUUAAGUUUGGUGGCUUUUAACAAAAUUAAAAAAAUACAGACGACACAUACAAAAAAUAAAAUAAACAAUACACAAGAAAAACCAAACCAACCAAUCUACAACACUUCAUUUUUAAACUUAAAUUGUCAUUUAAAUGAAUUAAAAAACAACCUAAAUAAAUUUCUCUCUAAUCUCUACAAAACUAAAAUAAAUAAACUUUAAAUAAAUCAAUCCAACCACAAAACUAAAAAAAUUAAAAUAAUUUAUACUUAAUUAUUAACCAAAAAUAAUUAGUUUACUUCCUAUUAAUUCCUUAAACAUUUUAUAAGUUUGUUUCCUUUCCUUUCCAUUCUCCAUACCACGACAACUUAAUAAAAAACGCAAACAAACAAAAUAGCAAAAAUAACAUUGAAAUAAAAAUUAAAUCCAAAUAAAUGGAUUAAAAACUGAA